UUGGCCGACGCGCCGAUUCGCCUUCAAGAUCUUCAUAGUAUACUCUCGCCGCUCUGCAUCUGUGUACUUGCAUCAACGUAUACGCGUACUUGCGAUACAUAAAGGAAAAAAGUUUCACCACUGGACCAAAAUUAACGAAAAAAAAGUAAUCAAUGGGAUGAUCGUUGGAAGCAUAAUGAUUCUGAAACUUUGAUGGUGCAGAUCAAGCCCUCUAUCUAGUUGCAUCAAGUUUUAAUACUCUGAUAAUUGUCAAAAUGUUGAAAAAAUCUUUAUGGAGUCUUUUUGUUGGACUGAUUCUAAACAUUGCAAUCAGCAAUGCGAAAGUAGUGCAGAGAAUAGUCGGCGGCUCUUUAGCUCCAGAGGGGAAGUUCAAGCAUCAAGUGUCUCUGCAAAUCAUCUUCCAAAACCGUUGCACUCGUCAUUUUUGCGGUGGCAGCAUACUCGAUGAUGUGCACAUCAUCACAGCCGCCCACUGCGUCUAUGACAAAUACUUUCGCAAAAUAAAAAAUUUACGGAUUACCGUCAUGGCCGGUACGACGAAUCUGCGUAAUACAAGCUCCGGCAUUUAUCGUGAUGUCGAGUACACCAUCAUACCCACCUCUUUCAAGUUGAACAGUGUUGUUGAUGAUAUAGCAAUUUUGAGGUUGAAACGCCCUUUGCCUCUCAAAAGCGAAAGUCACAGAAUAAGGGCAAUUAACCUACCCAGGGACGACUAUCGAUAUAAACCGCCGAAUAUACAAGUUGCCAUUGUAAGCGGUUUUGGCGUGUACAAACAAAAAUGGAACCCUCAAAAUGGCAAAAUAGAGUUAGGAACAUACAGUCUACGUUUGAAGUUCGCAACUGGAUUGAUCAAUAAAAUCGAACCGCAGUUCGGCUGUAGAGACACGGAAGUCUGCGUCCUAAACGAUAACUCGCACGGAGCAUGCAACGGUGACAGUGGCGGUCCACUAAUCGAUGAAUCAACAAAUACCCUGAUUGGCAUUGUCAGUUACUCGGAUCAUGAAUGGUGCGGAAAGACGACCAAGUACACUAGAGUUUCGUCCUAUCUAGACUUCAUCGGCAAAGUAAGGGCAGGACGUUGGGUUUAUCCUAACGGUGAUAUCAAUGUCCAUCAGCAGGAUCAGGAUUUUAAACAUGAACAAAUUAUGCAGAAAUAUCCGCAUUGCAAUCAGUUAUAUAAAAAUUAA
This is a messenger RNA of Trichogramma pretiosum, 1187 nucleotides long. RefSeq names its product chymotrypsin-2-like. Gene Ontology annotation, molecular function: serine-type endopeptidase activity. Gene Ontology annotation, biological process: proteolysis. The record is from RefSeq and is a predicted model, not a curated record. NCBI's taxonomy places the organism in Eukaryota, Metazoa, Arthropoda, Insecta, Hymenoptera, Trichogrammatidae. The transcript has 5 exons. The coding region runs from base 255 to 1187 and encodes 310 amino acids.